AUGAGUGUUCCUGAUGAUAAUGAUAUUGGGUAUAUUCUUGAAGUAGACUUGCACUAUCCAAUUGAAAUACAUGAUGAUCAUUCAGAUUUACCAUUUGCAGCAGAAAAGUUUGCUUCGCCAGGAAGCAAACAUAAAAAAGAUUUUUUUAAAAAACAAAAUAAUUCUAUUUUUGGAAAGAUAAUAGAGAAUAAACGAAAACAAGUCGAUGUAAAAUUGGUGAAUGUAUGGAAAGAUACAUCCAAUAAGACUAAUAAACUAUGUGGAGCUGAAAAAUAUGUAAGUGCUCCUAAUUUUAAAAAUUUGAUAAUAAUUUCAGAUUCGUUAGUAGCAAUCCAGUUAGAACUAACGAAAGUUAUUCUUGAUCGCCCAAUUUACAUUGCGUUUUCAAUUCUGGAUUUAGCUAAGAGUCAUUUAUAUCAUUUUCAUUACUCUAUAAUGAAACGCAUGUAUAAAAAUUCACUGCAACUUUGUUAUACUGAUACUGAUAGUCUGCUGUAUCUAAUAAAUACAAAUGAUUUUUAUGAAGACAUAAAAAAAUAUUUUGAUACAAGUAAUUUCAAAAACAAUCAGUAUGAUAUGCCCAAAGUAAAUUGUAAAAUUCCAAGGUUUUUCAAAGACGAAAUGGAUGGUGAUAUAAUAACUAAAUUUGUUGGAUUAAGAGCGAAAUUAUAUUGUAUUGAUUCUAAAACAACCUCAAUAAGAAAAGCUAAGGGUAUUAAAAAAUCUGUUACUAAAAAUCUUAAUAUUGAAAAAUAUAAACGAGCGUUGUGGUCUAAUGAAAACUUUAGAAAGAGUAUUUGUAUAAUUAGAUCAAAGAAUCAUCAAAUAUUUACUCAAAAAGUUGAUAAACUUUUACUCAAUAGAGAUGAUGAUAAAAGACAAAUUAUGGCAGAUGGCUACAAUACGUUACCGUGGGAACACUAUAAAACUAUAUUUUAA
This is a messenger RNA of Parnassius mnemosyne (clouded apollo), 939 nucleotides long. The record is from the annotation of a GenBank genome assembly. Lineage: Eukaryota; Metazoa; Arthropoda; Insecta; Lepidoptera; Papilionidae.